Esox lucius (northern pike) is the source of this 2172-nucleotide messenger RNA. RefSeq names its product nuclear RNA export factor 1 (gene nxf1b). The transcript has 21 exons. Lineage: Eukaryota; Metazoa; Chordata; Actinopteri; Esociformes; Esocidae. Gene Ontology annotation, biological process: poly(A)+ mRNA export from nucleus. Bases 166 to 2043 code for a protein of 625 amino acids. Gene Ontology annotation, molecular function: protein binding; RNA binding. The record is from RefSeq and is a predicted model, not a curated record. Gene Ontology annotation, cellular component: nucleus; cytoplasm.
UUAUUGUGGCUAGUUCCACAUAGAUUUGUGCAUGCUACGAACAAAGCGAAUGAUCUUGCUAGCUACGGAAGAUAAACUCGAAUUUGCUUUCAAAAUAUAGAACUAUCAAUAUACACUAAUAUUGGAGAUACAAAUUCGUGUUAAGUGUGUGUUCGGAUCCUGAUUAUGUCAACAGCUGAAGAUUCUCGUUACUACAACGAUCAUGAUGACAGAGUUGGAGGACAGAAGUUUCGCCGUAAAGGCAGAGGGCCUUUCAGGGCCCCUAUGUAUAGUGACCAGGGACCAGGAGGGCCAAGACCAAGACUUCGUGGUGGCCAAAGAGGCAGCGGAGGCCCAGGGCCCAGAGCUAGGUUUGAUGAUGAGGAUGGAGAUGUGGCAAUGACAGACAGCAGCUCCCAAGAUGGGUCCUCUCAACACAGAUUCAACCCGUAUGGACGACAGAAUCGCCGUGGGGACGACCGCUUUGAGCGGGGUCGCAGAGGUGGCAACAGAGGUCGUGGUAAUAGCAGAGGGGAUGGAGGGGACCACAACACCUGGUUCAAGAUGUCUAUUCCCCACGGAAAGAAAUAUGACAAAGACUGGCUGAUAACAGGACUGCAGAAUAUCUGCUCUGUUCCUUUUACCCCCGUGCAUUUUCACACAGAGGGCAACCGAGCCCAGUUCUAUGUUGACGAUUCCACCACAGCCAGUGCCUUAAGUAGAGUAUCACGGAAGAUCACAGACAAAGACGGUUACAAGGUGACCGUACUGAUGAAUCCCUGCCCUCCACCCUCAUUUCUUCAGUCAGAACUAAAACCAGCUGAUCUGGAGCAUCUGAAGCAAUGCAUGGCUAAACGUUUUGAUGGCUCACAACAAGCUCUGGACUUGAACAACAUCCGGAUUGACCCAGACCUGGUGUCCCACAAUAUUGACGUGACAUUGAACACAAAGAACUCCAUGCGUGCUGUUACCAAGAUCAUUGAGGAGAACAUUCCAGAGCUCGUUUGUCUGAAUCUCAGCAACAACAAGUUGUUUAGGUUGGAAUACCUGUCAGAGCUGGUCAGCAAGGUUCCAAACCUGAAGAUACUCAACCUUUCUCAUAAUGAGUUAAAGACAGAGCGGGAGCUGGAUAAGAUUAAAGGUCUUAAGCUGGUGGAGCUGUGGCUGGAGAGGAACCCACUGUGUGAUUAUUUCAAGGACCAGACUGUAUACAUCAGUGCUGUGAGGGAGAGGUUCCCCAGGCUUCUGAAACUGGAUGGUCAGGACCUCCCCCCACCCAUAGUGUUUGACGUGGAGGAUACCCCUGCUGCCCUCCCCCCCUGCAAGCCCAGCUACUUCUGCUCUGAAGAGAUCAAGAGUGCCAUCCUUGGAUUCCUACAACAAUACUACAGUGUGUAUGACUCUGGGGACAGACAGCCUCUGUUAGAUGCCUACCACGAUGGAGCAGCCUUCUCCCUGAGCGUACCCUUCACCAUGCACAACCCGUCCAGGUGUAGUCUGGGAGAUUACCAUAAAGACACUCGCAACUUGAAAAAGAUCAAAGAUCCAACCUCGAGGUUCCGCUUACUGAAGCACACUCGUCUGAAUGUGGUGGCUUUCCUGAACGAACUGCCCAAAACACAGCAUGACAUUGCAUCGCUAAAUGUGGACGUCAACACCUUCACCAACACACUGCUGUCGUUCACUGUCUCUGGAGUGUUCAAAGAGGUUGAAGGUAAAUCCCGAGACUCUGUCAGAGCUUUCUCUCGGGUGUUUAUCACAGUGCCAGCAGGCGGGACAAGUCUUUGCAUAGUGAACGAUGAGCUGUUUGUUCGAAACGCUACGACUGAGGAGAUCCGCCGGGCCUUUGUGGCGCCGGCCCCCACCCCAUCAAGCAGUCCGGUCCCCACCCUGUCAGCCCCCCAGCAGGAGAUGCUGACUAACUUCUCUCUCAAGUCCGGCAUGAACCUGGAAUGGUCCCAGAAAUGCCUUCAGGACAAUGAGUGGGAUUACAUCCGAGCUGGGCGGGUCUUCACAGACCUCAAGGCUCAUGGAAAGAUUCCUGAUGUCGCUUUUAUAAAGUGAAUAGGAAUGGUGGGGAGUGUUUUAAUUGUCACUUAUUUCCUUUUGAUUUUUAUGUAAUUCCUGGAUUACAGGUUAACAAGGAUAUUUCAUUAUUUGUGUACUUCUAGUAAUUAAAAGUGAUUUAUGGUA